AUGGCAAGCCCCCGAGCCCCAGAUGAUGAGGUCGUGGUCCAGCCUCCUCUGCCACAAGUCGCCGGCUACCUGAUAGUCGUGGUUCUGGGACUGAUCAUCGCAUUGGUGAUGAUGCUCAUCACCAAGAUUCUCAAGAAAACAGCAGGUGAAGAUAACAAGAAGACAGAAAUGUUUAUGACCGCGAACCGAACCCUUCGGACUGGAUUGACAGCGUCUGCAGUCAUAUCGUCAUGGCUCUGGUCAACCGCCAUGUUGGGCUCUGCGUUUGUUGGCUAUGAUUAUGGCGUGUCGGGUCCUUUUUGGUUCGCCGCGGGCUGUAGUCCAAUGAUCGUCUUCUUCGCCCUGCUGGGAAUCUCUUGCAAGAGGAAGAUUCCUGACGCCCAUACAUCGCUGGAAGUUGUUCGGAUUCGCUAUGGUCGAAUCGCCCAUGUGGUCUUCAUGACACUCUGUUUGAUCAACAACAUCUUCGCUUGUGCCAAUAUGCUCUUAGGUGCAGCGGCAGUGAUUGCAGCCCUGACGGGUGUGCACAUUGUCGCAGCCACAUUCCUCUUGCCUGUCGGUGUGACUGUCUAUACCUUUGUUGGCGGCAUCAAAGCAACGUUCUUGACCGAUUAUUUCCACACUGCCGUCAUACUUAUCAUUGCAUGUUACUUUUCAAUCAAAGCAUUUACGGUUGACCAGGUUGGCUCCAUCGGCAAGCUGUACGAGCUUGUCAAGUCGGCUUCUCAGCGGCACCCAGUUUCUGGAAAUCAUGAUGCCACUUACCUGACGAUGACCUCCAAAGGCGGCAUCCUGUUCGGCAUUCUGCAUAUAUGCUCCAAUUUCGGCUUGGUCAUUAUGGACACGAGUUUCUUCAUCAGAGCAUUCUCGGCUGCUCCAUCGGCAGUGGUGCCCGGAUAUACAGUCGGAGGCAUUGCAUACUUUGCCAUUCCAUGGGCUCUAGGAACCAUCAUGAGUUCGGUGGCACUAGGUCUAGAGAAUCAGCCAAUCUUCCCAACCUACCCACGCCGCAUGACAUCGACUGAGGUCAGCAAUGGACUCGUCCUGCCUUAUGCAGCCAUGGCGAUUGCAGGUAAAGGAGGCGCGGCGGCCAUCCUUCUCGUCACGUUUAUGGCGGUGACGUCGACACUGUCGGCGCAGGUUAUAGCAGUCAGCUCGAUCCUUAGCUUUGAUGUCUAUCGCGAAUAUUUCAACCGAAAGGCCUCUGACCGCGACAUCAUCCGUUCGAGUCAUUUCGGUGUCAUCUUCUUCGCGGCCUUUUCCGCUGGCUUUAGUACCAUGCUGCACUACGUUGGCAUAGACCUGGGAUGGACCCUGUAUAUGCUCGGCGUGGUCACCUGUCCGGGCAUCUUCCCAAUGGCCUUGACCAUUCUGUGGCGCCAGCAGAACAAAGCAGCCGCAAUCUUUGCCCCAGUGCUUGGGUUGGCAACCGGUCUUGGUGUCUGGCUCGGAACGGCCAAGCAGUUUUAUGGCGCCGUUACGGUGUCAACAACAGGACAGAUCCUGCCCUGCGUCUACGGCACCGUCGCCUCUGCCUUUUCACCCAUCGUUUACUCGACCAUCCUCACUCUCCUGCAACCACAGAGAUACGAUUGGGCGGAGUUCAAGAAAGAGAAACUGGCUCUGGAGGAACUCAAAGAUGACCUCACAACAGUGCGCAGUCACCGGUCGAAGGGCCAAUUGGACAACGGCCAUGGUAGUUCUUCAGCACCCAACGCGAAAGAAUUGAAGAGAUGGGGCCGCAUCGCCGCGUUCUGGUCAAUAGCCACCUUCUUAGGACAUUGGGUUCUGUGGCCACUCCCCAUGUACGGUGCCAAAUAUGUUUUCGGCAAAACAUUCUUCGUGGCCUGGGUAAUGGUUGCCAUCAUCUGGCUUUGGGGCACAAUGUUAGUGGCGAUUGUGUACCCUAUCGUCGAUGGAGGCAUCCAGCAGAUGGCACAAGUCUACCAAGGAUUGGCCUGGGGAAAAGCAUCGACAAGCACGCCAGUCGAGAGAUCAACACCUUCGUGUCCAUCAAUCCUUGAGGUGGAGCAGGUAAAAGCCUAA
This is a messenger RNA of Aspergillus thermomutatus, 2046 nucleotides long. Its product is annotated as sodium:solute symporter family protein. The record is from RefSeq and is a predicted model, not a curated record. The transcript has 12 exons. Gene Ontology annotation, cellular component: plasma membrane. NCBI's taxonomy places the organism in Eukaryota, Fungi, Ascomycota, Eurotiomycetes, Eurotiales, Aspergillaceae. Gene Ontology annotation, molecular function: urea transmembrane transporter activity. Gene Ontology annotation, biological process: urea transmembrane transport. Bases 1 to 2046 code for a protein of 681 amino acids.